AUGCCUCGAUUGCAGAUCCUACACCAUAAAUCCUAUCAUCCCUAUUUGGAGAAGAACAAACAGCGAGUAAGGGAAGAUGAAGCUAGAGCUCAUGCAGAAGAACUCGCUGAAGAGCAAAAAGAGAUAGAUACUGAAGCAGGAGAACGAUUAUCGAUAUUACGUCGAAGAGCUGGAUCACCAUCUUUUGUGGAAAACGAAGAUGAUCUACCAUCAACUUCAUCUGCUCGUGAUUCAGCCGAUAGAUCAGGUAAAAGUCUAAUAGAUAAACAUAGGGAGAAGAAAGCUAAAGAAGAGAAAAGGGAGAAGAAGAAAAGAGAUAGAUUGGAUUUCGAUUUUCCAAGUGAAUCCGCAAGAAGGGAUAAAGGUAAAAGUAAAUUAACAAGAGAUGAGAUUGAAGAAGAAAGAGGAUCAGAUAAAUGGAAUUCUGGAGGUCAUGUGAAUCUAUUUGCGGAUAUAGAGAAAGAUGCAAAACCCGUCCCGACUCUCGCUGAAAUAGCAAAAGCCAAGAAAGAUCGUGAAUCAGAUCCAUUCACAUUAUAUCUUGGCAGACCGGAUAAGGAGACUAAACCUUGGUAUGCAGAUAAGGAUCUGAAGCGAGUGGAAGAUAAAGAUACAGGGGAAGAAGCUGAGGAAAGACGUGAAAGGGAUAGGAGGAAAGAUGCACGUUCGAAAAAUCGUCAUGAUCCUUUGACUCAUAUCUCAACACUACUUUCCACAUCAAAGCCUCAAUCGAAAUACCCUAACAAUCAUCGUUCGGAUAAGAAACCAUCAGAUGCUAUGGAAGCUAGAAAAGCUAGAGAACUUUCAGAAAGGGAAAGAGCCUUAGCGAUGAUAGCUAAAUCAAAAGCACCGCCGCGCACACCCGGUACAUGGGAUGAUACACCUUCAUCAGCCGGAGGUGGACGAAGUUGGGCAGAAGAAUGGGAGAGGGAACAAGCGAAAGCCGGAAGAAGGUUCUUCGAAAGACCUCCGAAUGGAAGGAGCUGGGAAGUCUAA
Messenger RNA from Kwoniella shivajii, 996 nucleotides. RefSeq lists its product as uncharacterized. The record is from RefSeq and is a predicted model, not a curated record. The coding region runs from base 1 to 996 and encodes 331 amino acids. Lineage: Eukaryota; Fungi; Basidiomycota; Tremellomycetes; Tremellales; Cryptococcaceae. The transcript is spliced from 5 exons.